GUUAGUGUGCUUUAGUUACGCACUGUAUGACCACCAUAGAUUUAGCACUUUUUCAUGAAGAUAAUAUAGUAUUGUGCUUGAGUGUCGGAAUUGUGAUAAUUUUUUCCAAAAUCAGUUUAUAUCAUCAUUGUCUCUUGUUUCUUUUCUUUAUCCAGUUAAUGGAAAUUGAGAGGAUGGUGACUGAAUCUCAGAGACUGGUCAACAAUCUAAGUCAAGUGGAGGAGGAGAUGAACCGAGUGAGUUGCAUUGUAGAAGACCAAGCUUGGCAAAACUUGAUAAGAAUAAAUGAAGUGAUAAGAAAUUUCCAAGACGAGUGCUUUGUCCGCAAGGUUAAAAUGUUGGUUAAUCAGCGGAGGAUGAAACGAAAGAGAGUGAAGAAAAGAAAGAAGUUAAUACAACUCGAGAAGAAAGAGCAGAUAAAGGCAAGACAGGAAGAGGAAGACAAAAUUGAUGUGUGGAGAGAGAAGUUAGCCCUGGAGGAAGAAGAAAAAAGAAGAGAAAAAGCUUUUAAGGCAGAGGCAGACAGUAUCUUGGGAGAAGUGCGUCAGAAACAACAUGAAGCGUUAAGGAUGCAACAGUUGCUGGAAUCCCUCAUCACUCUACGCUUGACUCGUAUCAACAAAGGUGCUGCUCAUGGGUACAUCUCUUCAUCUAAGAAUGACCAACAUUUUGCUUCCACAAUAAUAAUGUUUGUGGCCUGUUAGACCAAUACACAGUGGACCCUCAACCAAUGAUGGCAUCGACUAACAAUAAAAUCAGGCAAUGAUGAAUUUUGCGUAAAAAU
Messenger RNA from Cherax quadricarinatus, 784 nucleotides. The record is from RefSeq and is a predicted model, not a curated record. Lineage: Eukaryota; Metazoa; Arthropoda; Malacostraca; Decapoda; Parastacidae.